AAAAAGAAGGAAAUGUGCACCGGUGAGAGAAAGUUUUUGGGAAAAAAACUGAUGAGGUCCUUACCUCUGCGCAGUUGGCAGGAGGAGGAUGGGUUUGGGAAGAAUAGAUGCUGAGACAGGAGGGGAGGGAGAUAGAGCUCGUGUUUCAGCGCGCCUGGGGGUCGUAGGGGGUGGACUGGUACUGCGGAAUAUACAAAGAUUCAUAAAUACGCGACUGGACAUUAAACCGCGGUGCUUGGCCUGACGCGGUGGGUGCUUACUUUCCGCACGGGCCCAUCCGUUGGAUUCCUCCACAUCUUUGGUCGGAAGAUUGACUGCAUGGUUCGGUAGUCUUGGAAAACACAAACACACACACAACGCCAAAAGAGACGCGGCAGCUCUAUCCCGUCUUGUUUUCUCACCCAAAGGAUCUGCGUGUCUAAUAUUUAGACAUGUUCAGCUUUGUGGAUUCACGGACUGUUUUGCUACUUGUAGCAACCCAAGUUGUAUUACUAUCGCUUGUAAGAUGCCAACAGGAGGAUGACCAGGAUGAGCUGGGUGGCUGCAUCCAAGAUGGCCGCCACUACAGUGAUAAGGACGUGUGGAAGCCGGAGCCGUGUCGCAUCUGCGUGUGUGACACGGGUGCCGUGCUGUGCGAUGAGAUCAUCUGCGACGAGCUGCGCGACUGUGCCAACCCCGUCAUUCCCGUUGGAGAGUGCUGCCCUGUGUGCCCAGCUGAGCACAGCACCCCCAUUGAGGCAGUUGGUGCAAGGGGACAGAAGGGUGAGCCAGGAGACAUUACUGAUGUCGUAGGACCAAGAGGACCAUCAGGCCCCAUGGGCCCCCCGGGAGAGCAAGGAACCCGUGGUCAGAGAGGCCUUAAGGGAGAUACGGGAAAUCACGGACCUCGAGGCAGAGACGGUGAGCCCGGCACCCCUGGAAACCCAGGACCUGCUGGCCCCCCAGGCCCUCCUGGACUUGGUGGAAACUUUGCUGCUCAGAUGGCUGGAGGCUUUGAUGAGAAGGCUGGAGGUGCUCAGAUGGGUGUGAUGCAGGGACCCAUGGGCCCCAUGGGACCUCGUGGACCCCCUGGACCAUCUGGAUCUCCUGGCCCACAGGGUUUCCAAGGCGGCCCUGGUGAGGCUGGAGAACCUGGACCUGCUGGAGCUCUGGGACCCCGUGGCCCCUCUGGACCCUCAGGAAAACCAGGAAGUGAUGGAGAAGCUGGUAAGCCUGGCAAAGCUGGUGAGCGUGGACCUCCCGGCCCUCAGGGAGCUCGUGGAUUCCCAGGAACACCUGGACUUCCAGGACUCAAAGGACACAGAGGACACCCAGGUGUGGAUGGACUUAAGGGAGAGACUGGUACUGCUGGAGCUAAGGGUGAGGGUGGUGCUCCUGGUGAGAAUGGCGCUCCUGGACCCAUGGGACCUCGUGGUCUGCCUGGCGAGAGAGGACGUCCUGGGGCUGCUGGAUCUGCUGGUGCUCGUGGUAACGAUGGUCUGCCUGGUCCUGCUGGUCCCCCUGGUCCCCUUGGCCCCGCUGGUGCCCCAGGUUUCCCUGGAUCUCCAGGUUCCAAGGGUGAAGCUGGUCCAACUGGUACUCGCGGAGCUGAGGGAGCUCAGGGACCCCGUGGAGAGGGUGGUACGCCCGGAUCUCCUGGACCUGCUGGUGCAGGCGGUAACCCUGGAACUGAUGGUAUCCCUGGCUCUAAAGGAUCUGCUGGAGGUGCUGGUAUUGCUGGUGCACCUGGUUUCCCUGGCCCACGUGGUCCUCCCGGACCCCAGGGAGCUACUGGACCUCUUGGACCCAAGGGACAGUCUGGUGAUCCUGGUAUCCCAGGAUUCAAGGGUGAGGCUGGACCCAAAGGAGAGCGCGGUGUUGCUGGACCUCUAGGAGCACCUGGACCUUCUGGAGAGGAGGGUAAGAGAGGAGCAAGAGGAGAGCCCGGAACUGCUGGACCACUUGGACCUCCUGGGGAGAGAGGCGCCCCUGGUAACCGUGGAUUCCCUGGUCAAGAUGGUCUUGCUGGAGCUAAGGGAGCCCCUGGAGACCGUGGUGUUCCUGGUCUGGGUGGUCCUAAGGGAGGCACUGGAGACCCCGGUCGCACUGGAGAGCCUGGCCUUCCUGGUGCCAGAGGUCUUACUGGUCGUCCUGGAGAUGCUGGUCCUCAAGGGAAAGUUGGUCCCGGUGGAGCCCCUGGAGAGGAUGGACGUCCCGGACCCCCUGGGCCUCUGGGAGCUCGUGGUCAACCUGGAGUGAUGGGAUUCCCUGGACCUAAGGGUGCCAAUGGAGAGCCCGGAAAGACUGGAGAGAAAGGACUUCUUGGUAACCCUGGUCUUAGGGGUCUGUCUGGAAAGGAUGGUGAGACUGGAUCUUCUGGUCCCCCUGGCCCUAAUGGCCCUGCUGGAGAGAGAGGAGAACAGGGUCAGGCUGGACCUUCUGGCUUCCAGGGUCUGCCUGGGCCUUCUGGCGCACCUGGAGAGGCUGGCAAGCCUGGUGAUAUGGGUGUUCCUGGAGAGGGUGGAGCUGCUGGCCCCUCUGGACCAAGAGGAGAGCGUGGUUUCCCUGGUGAGAGAGGAGGUGCUGGUGCUGGGGGACUGCAGGGACCUCGUGGUCUUCCUGGAACUCCUGGAACUGAUGGACCCAAGGGCGCGAUCGGACCUUCAGGAGGUUCCGGUGCCCAGGGACCCCCUGGUCUUCAGGGAAUGCCUGGUGAGAGAGGAGCUAGCGGUAUCUCUGGUGCCAAGGGUGACAGAGGUGACAAUGGAGAGAAGGGACCUGAGGGUGCUCCAGGAAAAGAUGGCGGAAGAGGUUUGACUGGCCCCAUUGGUCCUCCUGGUCCUUCCGGUCCUAAUGGAGCCAAGGGUGAAAAUGGUCCUCUUGGACCCAAUGGAGCUGCUGGUGCCCGUGGAGCCCCUGGUGAUCGUGGAGAGGGUGGUCCUCCAGGCCCUGCUGGUUUCGCUGGACCUCCCGGUUCUGAUGGUCAGCCUGGUGCCAAGGGUGAGCUCGGUGAGGGUGGUCAGAAGGGAGAUGCUGGUGCCAAUGGACCUCAGGGACCUUCCGGAGCCCCCGGACCUUCAGGUCCCACUGGUGUGUUUGGGCCUAAAGGAGCUCGUGGUGCCCAGGGAGCAGCUGGUGCCACUGGUUUCCCAGGCGCAGCUGGACGUGUCGGAUCUCCAGGUCCUAAUGGAAACCCUGGUCCUUCUGGCCCACCUGGUGGCGCUGGAAAAGACGGUCCUAAGGGAGUGCGCGGUGAUGCUGGUCCCCCAGGUAGACCAGGAGAUGCUGGUCUGCGUGGAGCUGCUGGCACCCCUGGAGAGAAAGGAGAAGCGGGAGAGGAUGGUCCCCCUGGUCCUGAUGGUAUUCAUGGCCCAUCUGGUCUUGCUGGUCAGCGUGGUAUUGUUGGUUUGCCUGGACAGCGCGGUGAGAGAGGCUUCCCUGGUCUCCCAGGACCUUCUGGGGAGCCAGGUAAACAGGGAUCUCCCGGUGCUGGUGGUGACCGUGGACCCCCUGGCCCAGUCGGGCCUCCUGGACUGAGUGGACCUGGUGGAGAACCUGGAAGAGAGGGUAACGCUGGUGCUGAUGGACCUCCUGGUAGAGAUGGAGCUGGAGGAGUCAAGGGAGAGCGUGGUAACACUGGACCCGUUGGUGCCCCUGGUGCUCCUGGAGCCACCGGUUCCCCUGGCCCCGUCGGACCUCUGGGCAAACAGGGAGACAGAGGAGAGUCUGGUGCCCAAGGACCUGCUGGCCCCGUUGGACCUUCUGGAGCUAGAGGCAUGGCUGGACCCCAAGGCCCACGUGGAGACAAGGGAGAGAGCGGCGAGGCUGGAGAGAGAGGACAGAAGGGACACAGAGGAUUCACUGGUCUGCAGGGUCUGCCUGGAUCUGCUGGUCCUGCUGGAGAUGCUGGUUCUGCUGGACCUUCUGGACCUGCUGGAGCUAAGGGAGUCCCUGGCGCAGUUGGACUUUCUGGAAAGGAUGGUGCUAACGGCCUGUCUGGACCCGUCGGACCCCCCGGACCCCGUGGACGCUCUGGAGAGGCUGGCCCUGCUGGUCCUCCCGGUAACGCUGGACCCCCUGGUCCUCCUGGUCCCCCAGGCCCUGGCAUCGACAUGUCUGCCUUCGCUGGACUGUCCCAGCAUGAGAAGGGCCCAGACCCCAUGAGAUACAUGCGGGCUGAUGACCCAUCCAGCUCCAUCAGGCAACACGACAUGGAGGUGGAUUCCACACUCAAGUCCAUCACCAGCCAGCUGGAGGACAUGCGCAACCCUGAUGGAACCCGCAAGAACCCAGCACGCACAUGCAGGGAUCUCCAACUCUGCCACCCAGAAUGGAAGAGCGGCGAUUACUAUGUGGAUCCCAACUUGGGCAGCACUGCAGAUGCCAUCAAGGUCUUCUGCAACAUGGAAAGUGGUCAGACCUGUGUCUACCCCAACACUCCCAGCGUCCCACGCAAGAACUGGUGGAGCAGCAAGAGCAAGACGCACAAACAUGUCUGGUUCGGCGAGACCAUGAAUGGUGGAUUCCACUUCAGCUAUGCUGAUGAUAACCAGCCAGGCAACAGCGCCAACAUCCAGUUGACUUUCUUGAGGCUGCUGUCCACAGACGCUUCCCAGAACAUCACCUACCACUGCAAGAACAGCAUCGCCUACAUGGACCAGGCUUCUGGCAACCUGAAGAAGGCUGUGCUGCUGCAGGGCUCCAACGACAUUGAGAUCAGAGCUGAAGGCAACAGCCGCUUCACAUACAGCGUGCUGGAAGAUGGCUGCAAGAAACACACAGGCCAGUGGGGCAAGACAGUGAUUGAGUACAAAACCCAGAAGACGUCCAGACUGCCGAUCGUGGACAUCGCUCCCAUGGACGUAGGAGGCGCUGACCAGGAGUUUGGAGUGGACAUCGGAGCCGUCUGCUUCUUGUAAAGUGGAAUAAACAAGACAAAGAAACACAAACGAUAUGAAAAGUCCAUUAAGAAGCAAUACACACUUUUUAAAAACGAAGACAAUGGAAGACAGGAAAAGACAUUAAAAUUGAUUUGAUACUUGUUCCUCCAAACGUAAAGUUGUGCUCUCCAAGUUAUGCGCCUAGGAUAUCGGCACUGAGCGACACCAGAAGUAUGGGUUUGUAGUUCCACUGAGCGCCACCAGAAUUCCCACCGUCAGCCUGCCCCUCUGACAUCAGUCAUGUUUCCCAAAGAUCCCAUGUUCUCGCUGUGUGUCAGGGAGAGAUGGAAGGAACAGAUGAGCAAGAGAAAGGGAAAGAAGCAACGAAACAUGGCUUGAUGUCACCCUUAUACCCCCAACACAGUGAGGGAAGGUGCACAGAACUGGGUGUGUUUGAUUGGAUACCACAGAGGCCCCUCCCACUAAAGAACAUCAGGAUCCGCCCAGUUCUCUAGAGCCCCUCCCUGUCUUUCUAGAAUGAUGUAAAAAGUUCAGGUGUUCCUAAAAUCUACCAACUAGGAAAAAAACCAUUUACUGUGUAUUAUAAAACCUUGGUUCUAUUGUUGUAAAAGUCUGUGUUUCAUCCAGAUAUUGAUUUAUAUAUUUCCAUGUUUAUGUGAGUGUCUGUGAGCGUGUGUCUGUGUGCACGCCAACACUUUUUUGGGAAGUGCAGUUUUUAAUUUGGGAGGUUUUGGGUUUCAGUGUGAUUAUUUCCCCUUUACAGCCCUUGUUAGGAGCUCUGUUUUAUACUUUCAACACACAACCAAAGAAAUGCUAAUAAAUUUGGAAAAGAUUUCUGUUUUCUUUUAGUUUCAUUAUCCUCAUUGUUUUGUUUGAUUUUAUUUUUUGGGUUAUUCUUUUUUGAAGCUACCUCACGCUAGCAAAACAAAGUAAGAGUUAGCCUGAGGUGAGGCUGAACAUGCAUGACCCCCCCCCCCCCCCCCUUCAGAAGGUGCUAUGACUAUUAAAAACCAAACAUCCAUCUUUGUUAGAGGUCCCAGAAUCCCCCCCUUCCCUACUUGCCUCACACUGCACACACACCCUGCGCUGGGAGCCCGGAACAAUCCGGAAUGAUCAGAGGAAUGAGGGGCUCCUCUGGGACAGCCGGAGUUUGACACCCACAUAGCUCCCAGGAUAGCUUCCCCUCUCCGAGAGCCAGGGUGUGUCUCUACGUGUGAGGGUGUGUAUAUUUUUUGUUAUUAAUAUUAUUAUGAUCAUGAUCAUUUUUUAUUUUGUUUUUUUUUUCCUUUUUGGGAGGGUUUUGAUUUUGUUUUGUUACGGUUUAAUUAAUGUAAAUUGGAAAAUAAAGUAAAAAAAAAAACAAGGAACAAUGAAGUCAAUUUUAAUUGUUUUUUUCUUGAAGGUAUACUUUCGUUUACUUAUUUGUACAGAAAUCUGUACUUAGUUUGUAUCAACAAGUAGUUAGCAGCCUCUUUCAAAGGUUUUAAAUAAAUUACAAAGCUCUGUGAGAGUAAUGGUAUACACAAUUCACCUUCAGAUUCAUAUACUACAACACAAAGUGACUCAUUGAAUGGUCCUUGUGCUUUCAGAUAUUUGGUUUCAAAUUUUCAGUAGACUAAAAGAGUCUUCCAGGCACACACUGGAUCAAUAUUAUGUCCUCUCUUAACUUAACACUACAUGAGAUUAUUCUUAACUUUGGUAGUAAGUGCUAACUAUAUGAAGGAGGACAGCAUUUAACUUUUUAAGGCACACAA
Clupea harengus (Atlantic herring) is the source of this 6634-nucleotide messenger RNA. RefSeq names its product collagen, type II, alpha 1a (gene col2a1a). Gene Ontology annotation, molecular function: extracellular matrix structural constituent conferring tensile strength; protein binding. Gene Ontology annotation, biological process: extracellular matrix organization. The record is from RefSeq and is a predicted model, not a curated record. Lineage: Eukaryota; Metazoa; Chordata; Actinopteri; Clupeiformes; Clupeidae.